Messenger RNA from Lobosporangium transversale, 2416 nucleotides. RefSeq names its product mediator of RNA polymerase II transcription subunit 1-domain-containing protein. Gene Ontology annotation, cellular component: mediator complex. Gene Ontology annotation, molecular function: transcription coregulator activity. The record is from RefSeq and is a predicted model, not a curated record. The transcript has 9 exons. Bases 59 to 2365 code for a protein of 768 amino acids. NCBI's taxonomy places the organism in Eukaryota, Fungi, Mortierellomycota, Mortierellomycetes, Mortierellales, Mortierellaceae. Gene Ontology annotation, biological process: regulation of transcription by RNA polymerase II.
GCGUGUCACUUUUUUCUUAUAUUGUUUCUUACAACUUCAAGUCAUCCAGUGGACAACGAUGCCUAAUACGACCAAUGCAACAACAGUGCAGGAGCACCUACGUGAACUUCAGGCACUCGUUCAGGACGCUCUCAAACAAUGGAGCCUCGCCUCAACAACUAUAGCAGCUACAUCACUAGUUGCACAGACUAAUCCACCACGAUUGACAAAUGAACUACAUCCCCUUGGACCUGUCCAAGUAAGCUUAUUGCAACGAGACUACAAGGAAAAAAUUGCAGCUAUUCGCACUAUUUGUCUGUCGUUUGCUCAAGGGCCUUUGCAACAGUCAUUAAAUGGAAGUGAUUCGUCUAGUGCGUCGUCUCUCCGCAAGUAUUCUUCAUUACUAAAAGAAGAUGCACAACAUGAGGAAGCUUUGUCAUCUGUCAAGCUGAGCAUGAAGCUAUGUCAAAACACUCUCCGAGCAGCAUCACAAGACGGCAGUAUUAAAACGGAGCAUUUAAUCAACACUAUUCGGGAUAUGGCCACAGGGCUUGGAUUGGAGUGUUACUUGGAAACUGGAUCUAGGCCAGAUAGCAUGUUACCCGUAUCAACACUAACAAUCGGAGGAAAUGUGAUUGUUAUCGAUAUUGAUGUCGAGAGUACAGGGGCAAUUUUGAGAGUCAAGGUCUCCUAUGCUUCCGAAAUUCAUCAGGAUGAGAGGAUUGACCGUUUACUGGGCCAUAACUUGCGGUGUAAAUGUGGAAAGUUGGUGCAUACGACGACGGAAAAAACUGGCAAAGCAACAGAGACCAAAUUAGUCCACCUUCCGGAUUGUAGUCGCGAUUUUGACGCCUUUUCAAAGAAUUUAAAGGCUUUAGCAACACUCGACAGCUUUUCGAAAAAAUAUCCAAAUAUUGACUUCUUUCACAACAUCAGGUCUAUGGAUAUGGAUCUCAAAGAGUUAUUCAGGCGAGAAAUGUCACUCACCGGAAGGGACCUUAAUAGGGUUUUAACAUGUGGACACGGAAUACCAAUGACUCACGAAGUUUCUCCAGGACCCUCUGUCGCGUAUUGGGCAUCAAAAGCAGAUCUGCUAGAUGUAGCAUGGGAAGAACUUUCAGCAGCAAUCGAGCAAGGGGCGAAUGAGAAAGUGAAGGUACCCUUCCAUCGGAUUAACAUUAUGAUGGAAGAAUCAACAACACCAUUGGCUGGAUAUCUGCCUGCAGAUCGCAGUGGUUUUCUGCUUUCAGAGCAAGACUCGCUUAGCUUGACGUCCGUGCCAUACGGAUCUAUCAUGAAUGACCAAGGCAGCGUCAGUCCGACCACGAUCCUCCAACAACCGUUGAGAUGGAUCGUUCCUAACACAGACUCUACAGUCGAGGCGGCGUAUGUGGCAGUACUUCAUCCACCUGUUGUUGUAUCGGAGGAUGUUGCUAAACAGCUAGCAGCACUUUCAAACCAGGCAGGUCUGAAUACAACCAUGGGUUCACAUAAAAAUUCAGGAUAUUUAUCGCUUCAAGAGUGCUUAAUCAGCAAUGAUAAUGAACAGAGGUCGUGGGAGGUCACAUUAGACUAUGGUGUGAAUGCUGUGCAUCAAGUUUACUCGUUUGACAGGAGCAAGAUUGAAGCCCGUCUACUACAUAGAGUCCCCUUCACCCACGUUUCUCAAAUCUACAUUUGCACAAAAUUAUUACGUCAACAGCUGGCAUUCAACACCCUCUUCCAGAGCUGUUUUAAAGCAACAGUUUCAGGCUCAAACCCCGCAGUUGAAAAGACCAAUAAGGAACUGGCAGCAACUAAAUUGCAAACCAGCAUUGGUAGUAGUAGUAGCAUUAGCAGUGGCGACAAAGGCGGUAGCAAUGUCCCUAGUGAAAGCAACAAGGAAGAUGACCAAAAGGUCUCAAUUGUUAUCCAGACGCCCCAGCCUCCACACGUAAUCUUGGCUUCGUUCGUCAACCCACAUACGGAAACGAACAUGACGAUCGAAAUUCUAAUUGAUGCAGGCACUGGGUUACCUGCGGUGCGACUUAUCAAUGGAACAACAGUAGGAUCAUCAGGGGUAUCAUCGGGAGGAGUAGGAGGCAUAGCUGGAGUCACUGGUUUGAGCAGUAUAUCUAAUAUGGGUAAUCUGAGUGGUAGUUUAGUUGAUAUGCAACAGCAGCAGCAGCAGGAGCAGCGACUAUUCUCAAUUGAGCCAGAGAAGUUGACAAAGGUUCUGCAGAUGAGCGAUAGUAUACCAAUUUUGGUCCGGUGGAUACUCAAGAGAUCAUUUGCAUGGGUGAAAGAGAACUUAUAUCAAGGUAAAGCUGUUCACCAACCAAGCCUUUCACGAAGGGCUUCGACCUAUACAGAGGAAGGCGGUAUAUUGAAGCGGCCCAGAGUGUAAAAUAAAUGCACUUUCAUUUAUGAUGGCGAAACACAGGUGUAAUACAUACGA